AUGCUUCACAUGCCACAUCUUUUGGAACGAGACAUCGAUGACAUCGAGACACCUUGCCUGCAGUCAUUUUACUACGGCAAAUGGACACUUACUUGCGAAGGAGUCUUUUUCAUGUCUUUUCAUUUUGGCGUAACUAUUAACAUUCCACAAUGUUAUCUUCAGCACGUUUGGAACAGCUUUGAAAACAGCGAACAAGGACCAAUCUUCCGCAAAGAUAUGGAACGUCCAGCAAUAGUAGACGAACUUCAAGGAAAGGCAUCAUAA
Molecule: messenger RNA, 264 nt
Organism: Cylicostephanus goldi
Lineage: Eukaryota; Metazoa; Nematoda; Chromadorea; Rhabditida; Strongylidae
Source: the annotation of a GenBank genome assembly